Messenger RNA from Melozone crissalis (California towhee), 1240 nucleotides. It is a transcript of the gene TRAPPC14, whose product is annotated as trafficking protein particle complex subunit 14. The record is from RefSeq and is a predicted model, not a curated record. Bases 60 to 1229 code for a protein of 389 amino acids. Gene Ontology annotation, biological process: cilium assembly. Gene Ontology annotation, molecular function: alpha-tubulin binding. The transcript is spliced from 10 exons. NCBI's taxonomy places the organism in Eukaryota, Metazoa, Chordata, Aves, Passeriformes, Passerellidae. Gene Ontology annotation, cellular component: TRAPPII protein complex.
CGCCGGAGCUGCAGGAGGGGCCGGGGACAGGGACAGGGCCAGGGCCGGGCCAGGUGACAAUGACAGGGACAGGGCCGGGGCCAGGGGGGUACCUGAGGCUGCUCCAGGGCCGCGCCCCCGGCCAGGUGUUCCGGCAGCAGCACGGCGCCUUCAAGGCUCAAGUGUCCACGCUGCUGACGGUGCUGCCACCCCCCCGUGUCCGCUGCCGCCAGGUGACCGUGUCCGGAAAGUACCUGACCGUGCUCAAAGUGCUCAAUGGCAGCUCCCAGGAGGAGCUGUCCCUCUGGGACGUGCAGGUGCUGCCCAAUUUCAACGCCAGUUACCUGCCCGUGAUGCCCGACGGCUCCGUGCUGCUCGUGGACGACGUCUGCCACCACUCCGGGGAGGUGCCCGUGGGCGCGUUCUGCCGCGUCCCCGGGUGCCACUCGCGGUGGCCGUGUCCCCUGAGCGCCCUGGAGGAGCAGAACUUCCUGUUCCAGCUGCAGGCGCCCGAGCGGCCGCCCCGCGACGCCAAGGAGGGCCUGGAGGUGCCGCUGGUGGCCGUGGUGCGGUGGUCGACGCCGAAGCUGCCGUUCACCAACAGCAUCGUCACCCACUACCGGCUGCCGAGCAUCCGCCUGGAGCGGCCGCGCUUCGUCAUGACGGCCACGUGCGAGUCGCCCGUGGUGGCCCUGCAGCGCUUCACGGUCACCUACACCCUGCUCAACGACCUGCAGGACUUCCUGGCCGUGCGGCUGGUGUGGACCCCCGAGGCCACCGCCGGUAAGUCCCGCGGCUCCCUGGACUCCGUGGUUUGCCACACGCCCCUGACCAACCUGGGCUACUCCCGCAAGGGCAGCGCCAGAACCUUCCGCGUGGCCUUCCAGGCGCUGCGGGCCGGGCUCUUCGAGCUGUCGCAGCACAUGAAGCUGAAGCUGCAGUUCACGGCCAGCGUGAGCAGCGCCCCGCCCGAGGCGCGCCCCGUGUCCCGCAAGAGCAGCCCCAGCUCCCCGGCCGUGCGCGAGCUCGUGGCCGGGCUCGGCCGCUCCCAGUCCUUCUCCCACCAGCAGCCGGCGCGGAGCCACCUCAUGAGGUCCGGCAGCGUGAUGGAGCGCAGGGCCAUCACCCCCCCGGUGGGGUCCCCCGUGGGCCGCCCCCUGUACCUGCCCGCGGGUGACAAAGCCGUGCUGGCCCUGGACAAGAUCGCCAAGAGGGAGUGCAAGGUGCUCGUGGUGCCACCCGUCAAGUGACAGCGGGGACA